AGGUUAAACAGAGGAAGGAGGAUGUGAAGGAUUUUGUCACCUUGUUCCUUGUGUGGAGAGUGUGGAUGAUCAGCUACAUCAGAGACCUACAAGAGAUCGCAGACGACAUUUACUUGAUUCACAAACUUGGCCCGAGAGUGGGAGUUGGCCAGAGUGUGGCUGGUGGGGCUGACAACACUGCAGCUUGUGACACGGACACUGUAACCCAAACAUACGGACAGGAAAGGGUUAAUGAUAUCAUGGAACAAUAUGCAAAGGACAGCAGAGAAAUGGCAGAGUGUUACACAAAACUCUCACGAGCAGUUCGGAUCUUGAAACGUUAUGGUGAGAAAUCAGAAACCACAUUUCCUGGUGGAGCUGACACUGAACACUUGGCUGUAUUUGCUGCUGUGGCUGAAACAAUGAACAAACAGGUGUCGGUGACAUCCAAGGCCGGGUCAGCAGCUCAGACAAGGCUGCCUUUCAUAUCAUCUCUGAUCUCCAGAGCAAACGAUGGUCAUAAUCUCAACCGUGGAACCAGGGCAGAUGCUGCUAAACAUAUUCACGGUGUGGCUGAAGUGAUGGAGAAUGAAGUGAUGGCGUAUGAAGAGGUUUAUAAACAUCUGGAAGACACAGUCAGCAACACCGAGGUCAGGGAAGCCUUCCUCACUGAGAUGGCAAAGAGGACUGAUGAUGUGCAGAGCUUUAAAGCACAGCUCCCUGACUGGAGGGAACAGGUGAGAGGACACCUGAGAGCACUGCGAGAGGCUGCGGACCACAUCGACAACCUUCACAGAUCAGACACAGCUCAGAUCAUUGUGGGCUCCAUACUGCGUCCUGCCGGAGUGAUACUGUUUAUUGCGGGAAUAAUCACUGGCACAACAUUAGGGGACAAAAUGAUAGAAAGAUUGGAGUUCAUACUCGGGUUAGAGCUUAUGGGAGUUGUAAUGGGUGCAGUCGGGACUGGUGUUAUCUCUGUAGCUCGUGGCAAUAUCACUGCUUCACAAACAGAGAAAGUGAGAAGAGUGAAUGGAAUAAUAGAACAAUAUAAAACAGACAGCAGAGCCAUGGCGGAUUGCUACAAUAAACUAAACAGGAUAAUCCAAUUGUUCAUGAAAUCAGGAAGAGACACUGGUAAAGCUGAGAUGUUCUCCAGUAGCUCGGGUGUUUUUCCCCUCAUUGUCGACAUGAAGGCCACCCGCAGGGUAAACCCAUUGAGGGCUGUUUUACAGUUUCUCUCAGCAAUAGUUGUUGUGUGCGAUGUGGCCUCUGCAAUAAUGAAUAUCCUUAACUGUUGCAAAAGAGCCAAGUCAGGAUUUGCUCAACAAAUACGAGAAGUGGCUAAUAUGAUGGAGUCUGAGAGACGAUCAUGUGAAGAGUUUUAUAAACCUGUAGAAAAUGAUUUCGUUUUUCCUUAGACCAAGUACAAACAAGGGAGGAAUUGGAUUAAUUACCUGCCACCAAGCGGGAAAACAUGCUUUGAUCCCCAAUCUCUGCUUCCUAACCUUCAACCGUUGUGAUCAGAAAUGAAUUUGUGUUUAAAUUAUUGUUUCAGUGCAGGUAAAUAUGCUUAUGCUUGUUAGCUAGUGACUGACUGAUCUGUGGAACGACAAUCAAACUUCAUCAAACUGAGUUGCAGAAUCUCUCUAAGUGUGACAGAUGUUAUGGAGUAGCUGGUGUCACUACAGAUAAGAUGUUAAAAUAUGUCAGUGAGCUGUGCCUUGUAACAUGAAGAGUUAAAUUGGCUGAGAAAGAAGAAGUGAAUGUGUUUCUGUAGUAACAGCACAAUAUUGACUACCAUACCCUGCCUGCUGUAACCUGCUUAUUGAAUCAAUGUGAAGUUAUAUCUAUUUCUGCCUUAGUAAUUAAAAAUAAUUCU
Callorhinchus milii (elephant shark) is the source of this 1858-nucleotide messenger RNA. RefSeq lists its product as uncharacterized. The transcript is spliced from 3 exons. Lineage: Eukaryota; Metazoa; Chordata; Chondrichthyes; Chimaeriformes; Callorhinchidae. Gene Ontology annotation, biological process: lipid transport; lipoprotein metabolic process. Bases 66 to 1397 code for a protein of 443 amino acids. Gene Ontology annotation, cellular component: extracellular region; membrane. Gene Ontology annotation, molecular function: lipid binding. The record is from RefSeq and is a predicted model, not a curated record.